Molecule: messenger RNA, 424 nt
Organism: Ruditapes philippinarum (Manila clam)
Lineage: Eukaryota; Metazoa; Mollusca; Bivalvia; Venerida; Veneridae
Exons: 3
Source: RefSeq, a predicted model, not a curated record
CAGUUCAUUGCGUCGCAUGCUAGAUGCUUCCAGUACAACUGCAAAAGAAGAAUUGCAAAGCUUUAUUCCUAGGGUUCCAGCAACAGUGGUAGUGGGAAACAAUGUCUGGUCUCCAGGGCCGACCAGAAGAUGUAAUAGAGCUGUGGACAAGGAAUGGACCAUCUCAGAUUGAGUUGUUGUCUGGAGAUAUAACACAGUUAUCAAAAGAUGACAUGGUGGAUAUUGUCAUGGUCUCUGCAUUUACUGGUGAUUAUGCACCUAUGUCUGGUACAGUUCUUGGGUCACUUAAAAAACACCUAGGGAUUAACGUAAUGAAAUUAUCAAUGGACAAAGAAUUGGACUUACGAGCUCUCUUCUCAUGCUGGCUGUCAAAACCUAUUACAGAAACUAGCUCCCCGUUCAAGAAGCUUCUUUGCUUUGAAAA